Messenger RNA from Schistosoma curassoni, 2295 nucleotides. NCBI's taxonomy places the organism in Eukaryota, Metazoa, Platyhelminthes, Trematoda, Strigeidida, Schistosomatidae. The record is from the annotation of a GenBank genome assembly.
AUGUCGAAUACGCCCCAGAAUAUAUAUGGUAUCAAUAAUUCAGCGGACGCUUACUAUGGGACACUUUUCUCGCACUUGUCUUAUGGAAUGGGUGAGGGCAAUGGAGUAAACUCAGCUACAACCCCAAAUGCAGAAAAUGCAGCUGCGGCGGCUGCCGCUGCAGCCUUAGCAGCAGUGGCUUCUGGAAGAAACGAUUGGUCUAAUACUGAUGGUUAUAACGCUGUUUCAAACAUGAUAAAUAAUAUGCGUACACAUCCAUCAAUGGCAGCUUGCUCAAAUUCUGGGGAUUUAUCCGAGUCUUGUAAUAUUCCAUCCAGUUCUUUAUCAUCACCUUAUGCUGCAACUUUGUUGGCUGCAGUUGCUGCAGCAGCAGCUGCAGCUUAUCCACUUCCUCAGGGUGCUGCAAAUGCCGUUUCUGGCCAAACAGGUCGGUCUUUCUUACCUAAUCCCUCAAUGAAUAAUAGAGCAGCUGAUUUCACAACAAUGUACUUUGGUUCUUCCACAAGACCAUCUGUUACUAGUGCUAACCAACUUAAUGGGCUUCUUGGUAACCUACCUAAUUGGCCUUUCACUGUUCCUCCAACUCACUAUCCAAACUCUUCAUUUAUAGACGGACCUACUGGUGCAGUCGUUCCUUUUGAGGGCUGGGCUUCAAAUGGUCAACAAUUAACACUGUCACCUUGUGGUGAAAAUGAUGCAAUCAGUCACUUUAGUCAAGGUCCAUCCGAAGCAAAUAUGUCAUCUAAAGACCCACAUACAUAUUAUACAUCAUCGAAUAUGGGAGAUACUGUUUUCGCGCCACCUGCAUCCUAUUCUCAGCAACAACAACAAUGUACUACUGAAGACCCUGGUGUUUCAUUCAUCUACCAUCAUCCGAAUUCAAAAGCUGCCUAUCCGUUUUCAUCUCAAGGACCUCAGUCACAUCUUGUAAAUGGAUUGCCUGGUAGUGCUGCUAAUAUGUUGGAUCCCUAUGCUUCAGUAAAUCAGUGCCAAACAAUCUCACAACAUCUGAUCGAUGAAUUCGGUCGACUAAAUGUUGGAUGUGGUGUCGAAACAGCAACUUGUAGUGAUAAUGGGCUAAAUCAGUUGCAUGUCCCGUUUUAUGAAACCUCAGUUGUUGGGAACGGAAGUAAUGUUCAGUUACAUAAUACUUCAGUGACACAAUGGUCUCAUAUGAAAGAAAGUAACGGAAUUAGUAAUAGCAUGUGUUCUAUGGAUAAGUCCGAUAAUAUAUCCAGAUCACAAUCCAAUCCAAGUACUUAUCCAGCAAGCAGGUUAUCUACUUCAGCGAGUAACAGACCUGCACCAUCAGUUAUUGCUACAUCUGUCAAUAGUUCACCACGUACUAAAACUUGGGCUAAUAUAGCAGGACAACCACCCAAAGGGUCAGCUGCAGUUAUUCAAAACUCUGUAGGAUGGUCAGCGAAAAGAUCUCAUCCUCACAAUCCAACAGCUGUUAACAGGUCUUUCCAAACUUCUACUGGGAACUAUUCAGUUGGUAGGGCUAAUUCUUUGAUGGCAAAUGCUUCGUGUAAUAAUGGGCAUUUAACACAACAAGACAGAGUUAAUACUGCGGACCAGUCAGGAAAUGUUCGUUCUUUGGCGGAAUCUAAUUCCGAGCUAAAGAGUACUUCGAAUAAUGGUAACCAUGCUGCAGAUAAUUCAACAUCCCUACUAACCUCAGAUGGAUCUGCACAAGCUUUUCAACGUGAGUCGGAAGCGCUGCACCAACGUUUGGCUAAGGUAAUUAACCCCAAUGACUUCGACACACACAUAGAAAAGGCCAGAUUCUUUGUAAUCAAGUCAUUUUCCGAAGAUGAUAUCCAUCGUUCUAUUAAGUAUUCUAUCUGGUGUUCAACAGAACUAGGCAACAAGAAGCUUGAUACAGCGUUUGCUGAGGCCAAUCAUGCCUAUCCAAUAUAUUUAUUUUUUUCAGUCAAUGGAUCUGGACAUUUUUGUGGGAUGGCUGAAAUGGUUUCUCGUGUUGACUAUAAUGCUAGAGCUAGUGUUUGGGCUCAAGAUAAAUGGCAAGGUAAAUUUUCGGUUCGAUGGAUAUUUGUAAAAGAUGUUCCUAAUACGGCAUUGAGACAUAUUCGCAUUGAGACAAAUGAUAAUAAACCAGUAACUCACUCUCGUGACACUACAGAACUUCCUUUAGAACGAGGUAAACAAGUAAUGGAAGUACUUGCCACAUAUUCACAUACAUUGUCUAUUUUCGACGAUUUCUUUUAUUAUGAUCAACGAGAAAGACAAGAGGGAUUUCGUCGUAAAGAAUUCAAUACGCGAAGAGGUUGA